AUGUUCAUUACGGUGGUUCUGAGUUUCCAUCUUCAAAACCAGUCCAAAGAUCAGCCCGAGGCGGGUCGCUCCAAUCGUCCCGGCCACAUCGAUCCCAACCUUGGCGCCGUCCCUAGGAAAGACUACUUGCUCUCCCUUUUACCGGAGUAUACUAAGGAUGCACUCGGUGUGACCACGGACAACAAUCCCAAUGCAUCCUUGGUAAUGACUCCACUUCCAUUUGCAAUGCUAUCGCCUCAGGCCAAGGCAUUUGCAUGGACAAUCAACGACCCAAUCUUCGACUCUUAUGAACCAUGGAAGCUUCAGCAGAGAUUUGCGCUGGCAUGUUUCUACUAUGCUACAGGAGGAGAAACAAGCUGGAAUUCUAGGGAGAAUUGGUUAUCCUAUAAUCCUAAUGUCUGGGAGGAGCACUGGUUCUCGAAAACCUAUCCAACUCCUGAUCAUCAUUGGAUUUCAUGGCACAGCCUGUACCCUUUGGUGGUGGAAGAGCCAAGCCAGGAAUUCAAUCAUCUUUGGCUCAUCCAAAAUGGUUUGCAGGGAACUUUACCUCCGGAGUUGUUUCUCCUGACAUCUCUGAGGUCACUAGAUCUCACAUUGAAUCCAUUGUUGGGUGGAACCAUACCAUCAGAGAUUGGGAACCUUCAUCGAAUGGAAAUUCUAAUGUUCUUGGACAGUACAAUGACCGGGGAGCUACCUACUGAGCUGGGCCAACUCUCCAAUCUACUGGGCCUCUAUGCACAGAGUAACUAUUUUCAUGGGGGUAUCCCAUCUCAAGUUUCAUUACUGCAAGACUUGAUAGUUCUUGAUUUGGCUUCUUCAAAUCUUUCAGGACCCAUUCCAUCUGAACUGGGUUUGAUCUCUCCCUUGGGCAUUUGGCUUGAAGAGAAUGAGCUAGACUCUCACAUCCCUACAGAAAUUGGCCUCACCAAGACUCAGCUUUUGAGUAUCCAUGGUAACCUUCUCACUGGAACAAUUCCUUCCCAACUUGGGAUGCUGCUGGAUGACCCAUGGUUGUACAAGGAUAAAUAUGCAACUCUCAUGGAAAAGAAAGCGCCCAAAGUUGGGGUGGACUUUGUCUUGGACAUUGUUGUACAUGUGUUGGAUGUGGGAUUCACAGGAGUCAUGAUGCAUCAAAACUUACUGACGGGAUCAAUUCCAACCGAAUUGGGGACAUUUUCAGAGGGGGAAGUGCUGAACCUUGCUCAAAACUCCCUGACUGGAGCUAUCCCAAGUGAGCUUGGCUUACUGUCUAACCUACUCUGGCUGGGUUUGAGUGAAAAUCAGCUGUCUGGUCAGAUUCCUUCCGAAGUGGGUUUGCUGUCUAAUCUCAAAUACCUACUUCUGCAUCAGAAUCCUCUUACAGGAUUGCUACCAGACCUGGGGUCCCUGGUAAGCCAUGGGAACUUGGGUGGCAUAACCAUCAAUGCAACUGGUAUCACAGUGAGGGACUUUGUGGCUGUGACUGGUGUCCAUGUGCUGGCAUAG
Molecule: messenger RNA, 1485 nt
Organism: Seminavis robusta
Lineage: Eukaryota; Bacillariophyta; Bacillariophyceae; Naviculales; Naviculaceae
Source: the annotation of a GenBank genome assembly